Pyricularia pennisetigena is the source of this 759-nucleotide messenger RNA. RefSeq lists its product as uncharacterized. NCBI's taxonomy places the organism in Eukaryota, Fungi, Ascomycota, Sordariomycetes, Magnaporthales, Pyriculariaceae. The record is from RefSeq and is a predicted model, not a curated record. Bases 1 to 759 code for a protein of 252 amino acids. The transcript has 3 exons. Gene Ontology annotation, biological process: NADH dehydrogenase complex assembly.
AUGCGAGCGGCCUGGUCCGCAGUCCUCCUGCUUCUCGACUGGAGCUUGGCCAUGUCCAUCAUGGCAGAGAACCGAUACAUUUUUGGUGGUGACAAACCUUGGGAUGAGGCCGGGUUCACCGCUGUCGACGAUCGUGUCCGCGGAGGCAGUUCAGUCUCGCACUUGACCGUCAACGCCGACCGCACGGCUGCCACCUUCAGUGGCACCCUCGACACCAAGACCCUUGGCGGCGCGGGCUUCGCUUCCCAGCGCACGGUUGAUCCCUUUCUAGUGGAUCUGACCGGCGUGUGUGCCUUGAUUGCAGAUGUCGUGGUUCCUGCCGACAAUAAGACGUAUACGCUUACGCUCAAAAACGAGAUUCUGCCCACCGGACCGGAUGGUCAGGAGCAGAGCACUGUCAGUUGGGAGUAUGAUUUUAUUGCGCUGGGAGAUGGCGACAAGGUGGGCGAAAGGAAGCAGGUGCAAAUGCCCAUUGAUCAGUUCAAGCCCACCUACAGAGGCCGUCCGGUAGAUGCGAAACUUGAUCUGGCCAACAUCAAGCGGAUCUCCUUUAUGAUGAGAAGCUUUUUUGAAAAGCAAGAGGGCGACUUCAGCAUAACCAUCAAGUCACUCGCUGCGUCCCAAUCCGCACAAGUUGAGAGUCCUGCUCGAAUUAGCGAGACCAUCUCAGACGAUGGCGAUUUGAAAGCUCAGGCAAACCAGGGCCGGUCCGCGGAGAAAGAGCUGCCGAUCUGGCGCCGCUGGCUCUGCAACUGGUAG